AUGGCAGAACCCGUUAAGCUUUCCCACCGUACCCGUAAACGCGUCCGGGAAGUAAAGCGUAAAGCGAGACCUGAACUGUCAGACAAAUCAGCAUGGGUACAGCUAGGUUAUCAUGAGGAAUUCGAACCCUUCAGCCAGUUCGAGGACAAUGUAAACCGUAUCCACGUGGACAAGGUGAGCCCGAAGGAAUUUAUCGAGCGCUACGAGCGCAUCUACAAACCGGUCGUCAUAGAGGGGAUGCAGGAUGGGUGGAAGGCACGUCACAAGUGGACACUGGAGCGACUGGCGAAGAAGUACCGCAACCAGAAGUUCAAGUGCGGUGAAGAUAACGACGGUUAUAGCGUCAAGAUGAAGAUGAAGUAUUACGUCGAGUAUAUGCGCAGCACCACGGACGAUAGCCCACUGUACAUAUUCGAUAGCAGCUUCGGCGAGCAUCACAGACGCAGAAAAUUGCUAGAAGAUUACGACGUACCGCUCUACUUUCGUGACGAUCUGUUUAAGCAUGCGGGUGAGGUGCGUCGACCACCGUACCGGUGGUUCGUGAUGGGACCGGCCCGAUCCGGUACCGGCAUACAUAUCGAUCCGCUUGGUACGAGUGCCUGGAAUGCGCUGGUCCAUGGCCAUAAACGCUGGUGCCUGUUUCCGACUCAUACACCCAAGGAGUUGCUCAAAGUGACCGGUUCGAUCGGGGGCAAGCAACGAGACGAAGCCAUCACAUGGUUUAGCUUGAUCUAUCCGCGUACGAAGCAACGCGAUUGGCCCAGUGACUGCAAGCCGAUUGAAAUACUACAAAAACCUGGUGAAACGGUGUUCGUACCGGGUGGCUGGUGGCAUGUGGUGCUUAACCUGGACGAUACCGUCGCAGUCACGCAAAACUUCUGCAGCCGUACCAACUUCCCGGUGGUUUGGCACAAAACGGUCCGCGGCCGGCCGAAGCUGUCGAACAAGUGGCUAAAGGUACUGCAGGCGGUCGAACCGGAUUUGGCCAAGGUCGCGUCCGAGACCGACAUCGGACAGAGUACGGGCGUUGCGUCAGACAGCUCGAGCAACUCUAGCUCAUCGUCUUCCAGCUCGAGCAACUACGACGACAGCGACUGUGAAUCGAACACCGACAGCGGCCAAGAGUCGCUGUCCGCACACAAAUCAAAAAAGCAUAAAAAAUCGAACGGAAUCAACGAUGCCGAUAGCACCGUUGACAAUUCGCUAAAUGAUUUUCCACUUUAA
Molecule: messenger RNA, 1224 nt
Organism: Anopheles marshallii
Lineage: Eukaryota; Metazoa; Arthropoda; Insecta; Diptera; Culicidae
Gene: PSR
Product: bifunctional arginine demethylase and lysyl-hydroxylase PSR
Exons: 4
Coding region: 1-1224 (407 amino acids)
Biological process (GO): phagocytosis
Cellular component (GO): cytoplasm; nucleus
Molecular function (GO): P-TEFb complex binding; histone H4R3 demethylase activity
Source: RefSeq, a predicted model, not a curated record